GAGUAUUUCUCAGUCGAAUAAGGAAAGACCACCGCGGUAGUUUCGCUCCCACGCGCGAGGCGUCAGGAUAUCCCGCGCUGGAUGCCAUUCUUCCUCUCUUUUUUACACCAAAUUGACGUCGGCCAGCCUGGGAUCUAAAUGUACGAAUGGAUCACGGAUCACGGAACAGACCCCGCCGAUCCUCGAGGUUUGUACGGUUCGUCGCGCGUCGAAUUGCCGCCACCGCUGCAGCAGCAGCAGCGGCAGCAGCAGCAACCAACUAAAGCAGAUCGGCUAAAACAAGUUGAAAAAACUGUUGUGCUGCCGGAAAAGACACAAAUAAAUUUGAAAAUAAAGACGCGGUUGCGUUGUCGGGAGGUUAUAAGGAUCCGAAGAUGCCUAACCGUGAACGACGCACGGCAACGUCGUGGGCGUUUCGAGGGAGAGCGCGAGCUGUGCAGCACGCGGCGUGUUCUCGGGUUACAAGGUGAAAGAAUAGUUUCAUUGAAUCUGUUCAUGUUCAGUUGUAUAAUCAACGUUUAA
Molecule: messenger RNA, 522 nt
Organism: Diprion similis
Lineage: Eukaryota; Metazoa; Arthropoda; Insecta; Hymenoptera; Diprionidae
Exons: 3
Coding region: 139-522 (127 amino acids)
Source: RefSeq, a predicted model, not a curated record